Messenger RNA from Funneliformis caledonium, 183 nucleotides. Lineage: Eukaryota; Fungi; Glomeromycota; Glomeromycetes; Glomerales; Glomeraceae. The record is from the annotation of a GenBank genome assembly.
AUGUUGAUUGAUAAAGAAAAUAAUGUUGACAACGCUAAUAAAGAAGCAUUUUAUUUUUUUCUAGAUCAACAUAUUGAAGAGGAUUGUGAUAUAGAUAAUAUAGUGAAUGAUGUAUUGAUAAUGACUGGUAAAGAUGAACAGCCAGAAAAUUCUGACGAUGAUAGUCUUGUAACAGCCAAUUGA